AUGGACGAUGAGGGCGAGAACGAGUUUGUCAGCGAGCAGGUCAACGAGAUCGUCAAGAACGCGAUCACCAAGACUCUUGGAGGGUCACAGUACAGCAAGGAGCGAGUCACUUCCUGGACGAAUCAAAUUAUUGAUGAAUGCCUAAAGGAGCUUGCAAAGUUGAACAAGCCCUUCAAGUAUGCAGCUUGUUCGCACUUCCCACUGCUGCGGGCCU
Symbiodinium necroappetens is the source of this 214-nucleotide messenger RNA. The record is from the annotation of a GenBank genome assembly. NCBI's taxonomy places the organism in Eukaryota, Dinophyceae, Suessiales, Symbiodiniaceae.